Molecule: messenger RNA, 2969 nt
Organism: Durio zibethinus
Lineage: Eukaryota; Viridiplantae; Streptophyta; Magnoliopsida; Malvales; Malvaceae
Product: inactive protein kinase SELMODRAFT_444075-like
Biological process (GO): protein phosphorylation
Molecular function (GO): protein kinase activity; ATP binding
Source: RefSeq, a predicted model, not a curated record
GCUUUGAAUCCCUUCCAAGAAAAAAAAGCAAAGCUAGUUGUGUUGUAAAUAUGCAUUAGGUUCACCUUUUGGGAUAGCUGUCGCUUUGCAGUUCAUGUGAAACAUUGGUUUGAUUCUCAAUCAGUGCCUAAUUUAAGCAAAAGGCAUUGUUUAUUGUUUUCUAGACAAAAGGCUAGCUAGAUCUUCAAUCUUAUUUGCAAUCACCUUGGACUAUUCAUAGUAAAAUUUCGCUAGAAAGUGAAACUAAGAGGUCUUUGAAAAGUGGGGUUUUCUUUGGAGGGUGGACAAUUCUUUAGGAGUUAAUGUGAAUCAGUGAAAAGGGUCUCGUCAUAAAUACUGGUAUCUCUCUGUCUCUCUGCAGAUUAUCUGGAAUGGAAUAGUUGCAAUGUCCGUCGUACACGUCCUGGAAUCCAAUACGUGAGGAAGUUUCAGAGAAGUUCUUUGCGCUAAAUGAGUGGAGAAGAGAAGAAGGGAAAGCAGGGAAAAAGUGGCACGGAUGUUGCCAAGCAGGUUGUGGUUGCUGUUAAGGCAUCGAAAGAAAUUCCUAAGACAGCUCUGGUGUGGGCUUUGACUCACGUUGUUCAACCUGGAGAUUGCAUUACGUUGCUUGUUGUUGUUCCUUCACAUGGUUCAGGAAGAAAAUGGGGUUUUCCAAGAUUUGCUGGGGACUGCGCCAAUGGUAGCCGGAAGUCUCAAUCAGGAUCAAGUUCAGAGCAAAAGUCUGAUAUAACUGAUUCCUGCUCCCAAAUGAUCCUUGAGCUCCACGAUGUUUAUGAUUCAAACAAGAUUAAUGUCAAGAUUAAAAUUGUUUCUGGAUCACUAUGUGGAGCGGUAGCUGCAGAGGCCAACCAAGCCCAAGCUAGUUGGGUUGUAUUGGACAAGCAGCUAAAACCAGAGGAAAAACGCUGCAUAGAGGAGUUGCAAUGCAACAUAGUGGUUAUAAAGCGUUCACAGGCAAAAGUUCUCCGCCUAAAUUUGGUUGGAUCACCUGAGAAGGAAGCCGAAGCUUAUUGUCAAUUAAAUUCUGAGAUAGAUGAAACAUCUGAAAAGAACAAAAAUGGAUCAUCUGAUUCUAUUAGAGGGCCAGUUGUUACUCCAACUAGUAGUCCAGAGCUGGGGACACCAUUUACUGCCACUGAAGCAGGAAUGUCUUCAGUGUCAAGCUCUGAUCCAGGCACUUCACCUUUUUUCAUAUCAGAAGGGAAUGGAGACCUGAAGAAAGAGGAAUCAUUAGUCAUUGAGGACAGUCAGGAUCUUGACGGAUCUAGUUCAGACACAGAGAGUGAAAAUUUAUCCUUAUCUUCAGUGAGUUUAAGGUUUCAACCAUGGAUAACAAAAUAUCUUACUUCUCAUCAUCAGUCCUCACAACACCUAGAAGAAACUUCAGGUAGAGCCAAUGACAGGGUUCAAGCUUCAACAACAAAAGCCUUGCUUGAGAAAUUUUCAAAACUCGAUAGGGAAGCUGGAAUUGGAAUAUCAAGCUUUAGGAGUGAUAUUGAAUUUAGUGGAAAUGUGAGAGAAGCAAUUUCAUUAUCCAGGAAUGCCCCUCUUGGCCCUCCUCCAUUGUGUUCAAUAUGUCAGCACAAGGCACCGGUAUUUGGAAAACCACCUAGGUUGUUUACCUAUGCUGAAUUGGACCUUGCAACUGGUGGAUUUUCACAAGCUAAUUUCUUGGCUGAGGGUGGGUUUGGAUCUGUUCAUAGAGGAGUACUCCCAGAUGGCCAGGCAAUUGCAGUCAAGCAACACAAAUUGGCUAGUUCUCAAGGAGAUCUUGAGUUUUGCUCAGAAGUGGAAGUCCUUAGCUGUGCGCAGCACAGGAAUGUUGUUUUGCUGAUUGGGUUCUGCAUUGAGGAUAGAAGGCGGCUGCUGGUUUAUGAGUACAUAUGCAAUGGAUCCCUAGAUUCUCAUCUAUAUGGGCGUUAUCAGGAACCUUUAGAAUGGUCUGCACGGCAAAAGAUUGCUGUUGGAGCUGCUAGAGGUCUGAGAUACCUUCAUGAAGAGUGCAGAGUUGGCUGCAUUGUGCACCGUGACAUGCGGCCGAACAACAUUCUCAUCACCCAUGAUUUUGAACCUUUGGUUGGUGAUUUUGGCCUUGCAAGAUGGCAGCCUGAUGGUGAUACUGGAGUGGAAACAAGAGUGAUUGGAACAUUUGGGUAUUUGGCACCAGAAUAUGUUCAAAUUGGCCAAAUCACAGAAAAAGCUGAUGUUUAUUCCCUUGGAGUGGUGUUAAUUGAACUUGUUACUGGACAGAAAGCUGUGGAUCUUAAUAGGUCAAAGGGCCAGCAAUGUCUAACUGAAUGGGCACGUCCACUUUUGGAAGAAUAUGCUAUAGAUAAAUUGGUGGACCCAAGAUUGGAGGAUCGCUAUUCAGAACAUGAGGUCUAUUGCAUGCUUCAUGCUGCAUCAUUAUGCAUAAGGCGGGAUCCUCAAUCUAGGCCUCGUAUGUCACAGGUGCUCCGCAUGUUGGAAGGUGACAUGCUCAUGGACACAAAUUACUCAUCCCCAGGAUAUGAUGUUGGCAACUGCAGUGGCCGGAUAUGGGCAGAGCAGCAACAGCGUUACAGUGGAUCCUUGGUAAAUGAAGCAUUGGAAGGGUUCAGUGGGAAGCUCUCCCUGUAUGGACUAAGUCCGGGAGCCAGAACAACUUCAUGUGAAGAUGAUUUGUGAAAAGCUCAGUUACCGAGUUUCUUUGCACGCAUGGUACGCUAAAUAUAUGUGGCCUUUGGUUAUAUUUUCUUUUGUUUAUAUUUUCCAAUGCCAUCAUGAUUCUGCUUUUGUAUAGUGGUAGUAGUAGUAGUUUUGGAAGCAAGGGGUAAUAGGGUUUUUGUAAUUCUUUUGGAAAUGCCGAUUUUCAAAGCUAUGGUGAAUAUGCCUUCUAAUUAAAUCAAUGAAGCAGCUUGAGGAAUAUGGUUUUCUCUCUCUCUCACAUGUCUGUUGGUAUGGGAUUUUGUUUGAUAGUGCAUGGCGGG